CACCCAGCCAGCACCAUCUGACCGUCUCUCCCAGGGCCACCAUGCUGGCCUCAGGGCUGCUCUUCGUGGCUUUGCUGGCCUGCCUCACCAUCAUGGUCUUGAUGACUGUCUGGAGGCAGAGGAAGCUCUGGGGGAAGCUCCCUCCGGGACCCACCCCGUUGCCCUUCAUCGGGAACUACCUGCAGCUGAACACAGAGCAGAUGUACAACUCUCUCAUGAAGAUCAGUGAGCGCUAUGGCCCGGUGUUCACGGUCCACCUGGGACCCCGGCGCAUCGUGGUGCUGUGUGGACACGAGGCGGUGAAGGAGGCUCUGGUAGACCAGGCUGAGGAGUUCAGCGGGCGAGGCGGGCAGGCCACCUUCGACUGGCUCUUCAAAGGCUAUGGGGUGGCAUUCAGCAACGGGGAGCGCGCCAAGCAGCUCAGGCGCUUCUCCAUCACCACACUGCGGGACUUCGGAGUGGGCAAGCGGGGCAUUGAGGAGCGCAUCCAGGAGGAGGCGGGCUUCCUCAUUGAGGCCCUCCGGGGCACGCAGGGUGCCUUCAUCGAUCCCACCUUCUUCCUGAGCCGAACAGUGUCCAAUGUCAUCAGCUCCAUUGUCUUUGGGGACCGCUUUGACUAUGAGGACAAAGAGUUCCUGUCCCUGCUGCGUAUGAUGCUGGGAAGCUUCCAGUUCACAGCUACAUCUACGGGGCAGCUCUAUGAGAUGUUUUACUCAGUGAUGAAACACCUGCCAGGGCCACAGCAGCAGGCGUUUAAGGAGCUGCAGGGUCUGGAGGACUUCAUAGCCAAGAAGGUGGAGCAGAACCAGCGCACCCUGGACCCCAACUCCCCGCGGGACUUCAUCGACUCCUUCCUCAUCCGCAUGCGGGAGGAGCAGAACAACCCCAACACGGAGUUCUACAUGAAGAACCUGGUGCUGACCACCCUGAACCUCUUCUUUGCGGGCACUGAGACGGUCAGCACAACCCUGCGGUACGGCUUCCUGCUGCUCAUGAAACAUCCACACGUGGAGGCCAAACUCCAUGAGGAGAUUGACCGGGUGAUUGGCAAGAACCGUCAGCCCAAGUUUGAAGACAGGGCCAAGAUGCCCUACACAGAGGCGGUGAUCCACGAGAUCCAAAGAUUUGGAGACAUGAUCCCCAUGGGCCUGGCCCGCAGAGUCACCAAGGACACCAAGUUUCGAGAGUUCCUCUUCCCCAAGGGCACCGAAGUGUUCCCCAUGCUGGGCUCUGUGCUCAGGGACCCCAAGUUCUUCUCCAACCCCCAAGACUUCCACCCAGAGCACUUCCUGGAUGAGAAUGGGCAGUUUAAGAAGAGUGAUGCUUUUGUGCCCUUCUCCAUUGGAAAGCGCUACUGUUUUGGAGAAGGCCUGGCUAGAAUGGAGCUCUUUCUCUUCCUCACCAACAUCUUGCAGAACUUCCGCUUCAAGUCCCCGCAGCUGCCCCAAGACAUCGACGUGUCC
This is a messenger RNA of Lontra canadensis (Northern American river otter), 1463 nucleotides long. RefSeq names its product cytochrome P450 2A13. The record is from RefSeq and is a predicted model, not a curated record. Gene Ontology annotation, biological process: coumarin metabolic process; xenobiotic metabolic process. Gene Ontology annotation, cellular component: cytoplasm; intracellular membrane-bounded organelle. The transcript has 9 exons. The annotation marks the transcript as partial. Gene Ontology annotation, molecular function: oxidoreductase activity, acting on paired donors, with incorporation or reduction of molecular oxygen, reduced flavin or flavoprotein as one donor, and incorporation of one atom of oxygen; heme binding; iron ion binding. Lineage: Eukaryota; Metazoa; Chordata; Mammalia; Carnivora; Mustelidae.